Molecule: messenger RNA, 1763 nt
Organism: Dendroctonus ponderosae (mountain pine beetle)
Lineage: Eukaryota; Metazoa; Arthropoda; Insecta; Coleoptera; Curculionidae
Gene: ICA69
Product: islet cell autoantigen 1
Exons: 6
Coding region: 129-1448 (439 amino acids)
Biological process (GO): regulation of transport
Cellular component (GO): Golgi apparatus
Molecular function (GO): protein domain specific binding
Source: RefSeq, a predicted model, not a curated record
CCCUGAUUGUUGGAAAACAUAACCCGCAUCCAAGAUGCCAAGUUGUCAUCAACAGCUGCUUCCAGCUCAAAACCAAACUGAGUCCUAUUUUCAAAAACAAGUAGCUUAAAGCCCCUCUCCCAUGUACAAUGCUUCCUAACAACAUGCAGCACCAAUACUGGGUGACAAAGAAAAGUGUUCUGAGAAAGUUGGGAGGAAAGGAGGAUGAGUGCGUCAUUUCUUCGGACGCUGAGCUCGAUGCUAAGCUGGAGCUGUUCAAAUCUGUUAACGACAGCUGCAUGCAGCUUCAGCGAGUAAUUGAUCUUUAUCAGGAGCGACUGUGCUAUUUGGCUCAAGAAGAAAACGCCCUGGGAAGAUAUCUCAAAGAAUGCGGCAAAAAUGAGAAGAACGCCAGCGCCGGCCAGCUAAUGGCAACAGCUGGAAAGGCUCUGGCCUAUACAGGGCAUCAGCGACUAACUGUUAGGCCCCCCUUGGUGCGGCUGCACCAUGAGGUGGAAACCUUUCGAGUACGGGCAGUGACAGACACCAGAGUAACUGUCUCAGAAAUGGAAAAAGCCAGAACUGAGUACAGAGCAGCGCUGAGCUGGAUGAAAUCGGCGUCCAGCCAACUGGACCCCGACACUGGACAUGGCUUGGACAAGUUCAGAAAAGCCCAGUCCUACGUGAAAACCAGCAAAACCAAAUUCGAUCGAUACACAUUGGCGUGUUUGCAGAAAGUCGAUCUACUCGCUGCUGCCCGAUGCAACAUGUUUUCGCACGCGCUCGUUCCCUACCAGAACGCUUUGCAUGUGUUUGCAACGAAAGCACUGGAAACCUUAACGAUAGCAGCUACCAAAUUGCUGAAAGUUGAGCCUUACGACUUCAGCGCCGUCACUGGAUUGGCCGAAUCCCCGAAAGAUCAACCCGCAAGCAAAAAACCAGAGAUUAGUGAAGAGCAACAGUCGAGCGACGACAAAGACCGAAACACCUUCUUCAAUGCUGAAUAUUCCGACAACGCUGCCAGCAAAGACCGCGGAAGCGCAAGCAUGUUGCAAGAAGAAGCACAGGGGGAAAAGGAGGAACAAACCUCCAACCUGCUGGGGGAUGAUUUCGCCCUGCCACCCAUCCCAACCCCGAACGAAAUCGACCAAUCCAAACCCAGCGCAGCCCUACUGGACUUCGGGCUCAGCUCAACCGCCGACUCUUUGGCGGAUCUGUUGGGAAAUGGGGCCAAUUUCAUGCCGUCGAGUCUCAUGCAAGAUGGGGCCUUAUACGACUUCAACAAGCCGCAAGACUUUCAGCCUUUCGAAGGUAGUAAAACGGCGGAAAGUGGCAAAAAGCCCCCGGAGUUAACAUCGCAAGGCGCCGAGAAAGCCGGAAAUCACAUGUCGUGGCUGAGUCUUUUCGCCGAACUGGAUCCGCUAGCCAACGGCGUUUUGGAGAAUAAUUUGGCUGGUGAUAGAGCGUAAUUUUCAGCUAAGUGAUCGGAAUAUACCAUACUAGUCAUUCCAUGUUUUUCGGAGCUUUGAUUGCGCUUGUUGUGUCUGGUUUGGGAGCGUUCAAGCAUUAUUUAACUAUACAUUUGCCUCCAGAUUAGCACAGCUCGGGGAGGUUUCAUUCAAGAACGUCUGAAAUGUGCUUGCAAAACCGCAUUUUAAAGGAAUAAUUUGCUAGAUUAGUGUUAGCUUUAAGGGCGGCAUAAAACUGCUGUUCCAUUCGACAUUGUUUUUUCACUUCACCGUUUGUUUUGCACUCUAGUCUAAUAAAUCCAAAGAAUAUUUUAA